Molecule: messenger RNA, 702 nt
Organism: Anisakis simplex (herring worm)
Lineage: Eukaryota; Metazoa; Nematoda; Chromadorea; Rhabditida; Anisakidae
Source: the annotation of a GenBank genome assembly
GACCAAGGAGUUCUGUUGCAUCGUGGAUCAUACUGUCGAGAUUUUUGGAACCUUCUUGAUGGAAUUGUCGUGAUAUGUGCCCUUGUCGCAUUCGCUUUCGCUGGAACCGAAGGUGCUGCUGGUAAGAAUCUGAACACGAUCAAAUCAUUGCGAGUUCUUCGGGUGCUGCGUCCACUUAAAACCAUCAAAAGGAUUCCUAAAUUGAAGGCUGUAUUCGAUUGUGUUGUCAAUUCACUCAAAAAUGUUUUCAACAUUUUGGUCGUUUAUUUUUUAUUUCAAUUCAUUUUUGGCGUUAUCGCAGUGCAACUCUUCAAUGGCAAAUUCUUCUUUUGUACCGAUAAAACAAAACGUUACGCACACGAGUGUCAUGGACAGUUCUUCGUCUUUGAAGAACAGAAUGAACCACCACGAGUUGAGAUGCGUGAAUGGCGACUUCGACCAUUCAACUAUGACAACACGAUAAAUGCGAUGUUAACGCUUUUUGUCGUGACGACAGGUGAGGGAUGGCCAGGUAUAAGACAGAAUUCAAUGGACACAACCGAAGAAGAUCAAGGACCGUCGCCAUUCUUUAGAGUUGAGGUACGAUCACAAACCCAUUCUAUUGAGCUGGAUAUAAGGGAGUGCCUACAAAGAUGCUGCAAUUGCCCUAUUAAAAUAACGUCAUUAGACAAAUGUCCUUUUGAAUUCUGUUCUCCUAAUUGA